UGGAUUCGAACUCUGCCACUCUUUUUUUCGGACGAGGGAGGGACUUCAAAAAUAAAACUGAAACUAAAUUGUUGUAAUUGCAAAUAAUCUUGGAAACUUGGAGCGUUUAAUCGUUGAAGGCAUGACAGAGUAAUUCAUACUGCAAUUUUUAUUGUAAAAAAAAGUGGGAAAAUACUGGUGAUUUAUGGCACAGACUCAGGAAAACGAUGGGGAUAGUUUCACAGAAGAUUGUGUUGUGGGCGCUGCUGUUUAUGACAGAUCAUCAUUUCUCUGAACUGCAUUUCUUGAGUUCAGAUUUAAUGUGCCAGCAGACUGAAAUUCUGGAGGGAGAUAAUAUUUCACUUAAACCGAAAUGGAAGGAAAAUAUAAAUGAGAUUAUAUGGACACUUGAAAAUAACAAGGUGGCUGAAAUGAACGUAAAUGGAAAAGUUAGAUUCUUUAAGCAUUUUGAAGGUCGAGCUCAACUAAAUACUCACACUGGAGCACUGAAUAUUUCUAUGGUACAACUAAAAGAUGGUGGGACCUACAUAUGUGAGCUUAUUGUCAACAAUGGUGUUAUUUUACAGACUAGUAUUGUUCUUCUUGUGCAUCCCCGACUUGAAGCACCACAGAUAAAUUGCAUUAAUGAAAAUACAGCUGUUGACCUUACGUGUGAGACAAGUUCCUCUGAACCUAUCACAUAUCACUGGAAUUUCCAACCUUGUACAACAAAUUCAGAUGACUGUGAAUUGAAGGAUAACAAUGAAAUGAUUACUGUCAGAAAUGCAAUCAGCUACAUGUCGCAGGAAGUUUACUGUACUGUGAACAACAGCCUGCACAGUAUUCGUAGUGAGUCUGUUCUCAUUAGGAAUUGCAUCACAGACUUAAGAGAUCGUUUAUGGUUGGUAUUGCUUUUAUUUGCUGCUACUGGAGCUGCUAAUUUUGCUUCUUUUAUAAUCGUUUUCCUUAAAAGUAUACACAGAUUUGAGAUCUUCUUUCUGUUCCUGUGCCAUAUUGGAAAGGGGGUUUCACAGUUUACCAGAAAGGAGAUCAUGUCUACUUUAGUAAACAUCUUUGCGAAAGUCACUAAAAUUGUGGAUAGUUUCCGUGCAGUUCAUACAGAAUACCUGGAUCUGGCCGAGGCUUUUGACACUCCUUCUCUUUUGGAAUUGUAUGGAAGUAUAAAGACCUCCAUACAGAUCCUUAUAUUUUAA
Protopterus annectens (West African lungfish) is the source of this 1193-nucleotide messenger RNA. RefSeq lists its product as uncharacterized. Bases 207 to 1193 code for a protein of 328 amino acids. The transcript has 7 exons. Lineage: Eukaryota; Metazoa; Chordata; Ceratodontiformes; Protopteridae. The record is from RefSeq and is a predicted model, not a curated record.